AGUUGCAAGGAGGCGAGACCCUGGGUUCCUCUUCGGCGGACGGACAGGGGACUCCCCCGGUUGGGUGUUGCACUUUCCUUCCCGCUCCCACCCGCGUGCGCCCCGGCGGGGCGCCGAAGCCCCACUUCCAACCUGCUUCGGGGGCCGGGAUCCCGGCUGCUUAGCGGGAAGACGGUCGGCAAGUGGUCUGGCGGCGGCGGCGGCGGCAAAGCCAGGAGCCGGAGAAUUUGAAAAGAGACUCCCUUCACCUCUCUCACGCUGAAAGGCGAGGCACCCGCGUUUCCCAGACGAGAAAGAGCCACAAGAAAGCAUGAAGUAGAAACUUGGGAAGGCUGCCACUGGAGAUGUUGCACAAAAACCUGCAAUCUUUUAGGGGUCUCCUCCCAGUCGGCGGAGGUUUGGGGAGCAGCUGAUACAGCCAGGAGGGCUCUUGCAAGGAUUCAAGGGGCCCCGGAGGAGCGGCAGGAGCGGGAGCGUGGCGAGAGAAUGAAGACACCAACCGCCCGGGAGAAGCAUGGGGUGGCAGCGAGGCGCUCUGUUUAGAGGGCUCCGGCCGGCGGCCCCAUGGGCAACCCUGCUGGCGCUGGGCCUCCCCGGUUGGGUGUUGGCUGUCUCGGCCACGGCCGCGGCGGUCCCCGAGCAGCAUGCGUCCUCCGCUGGCCGGCCGCCCCUGGACUGGCUGCUCACGGACCGGGGCCCCUUCCACCGCGCGCAGGAGUACGCUGACUUCGUGGAGCGGUACCGCCAGGGGUUCACCACCAGGUACAGGAUCUACAGGGAGUUUGCACGUUGGAAAGUGAACAACUUGGCCCUGGAGAGGAAAGACUUCUUCGGUUUGCCAUUGCCCCUGGCCCCAGAGUUCAUCCGGAACAUCCGCCUCCUUGGAAGGAGACCCAACUUGCAACAGGUUACUGAAAACCUGAUCAAAAAGUACGGCACUCACUUCCUGCUUUCUGCCACCCUUGGAGGAGAGGAGUCCCUGACCAUUUUCGUGGACAAGCGGAAACUGAGCCGAAAGACAGAGUCCGCGGGAAGUGUCCCCACAGUCGGGGGCAGUGGGAACAGCUCGGCCGUGUCCCUGGAGACCCUGCACCAGCUGGCGGCCUCCUACUUCAUCGACAGAGAGAGCACACUGCGCCGGCUGCACCACAUCCAGAUAGCCACCGGGGCCAUCAAGGUCACAGAGACCAGGACCGGCCCCCUGGGCUGCAGCAACUACGACAACCUGGACUCGGUCAGCUCGGUCCUGGUGCAGAGUCCGGAGAACAAAGUGCAGCUGCUCGGCCUGCAGGUGCUGCUCCCCGAGCACCUGCGUGAGCGCUUUGUGGCUGCGGCGCUCAGCUACAUCACGUGCAGCUCGGAGGGCCAGCUCAUCUGCAAGGAGAAUGACUGCUGGUGCGAGUGCGGCCCCACCUUCCCGGCGUGCAACUGUCCUGAUGCCGACAUCCAGGCCAUGGAGGACAGCCUGCUGCAGAUCCAGGGCUCCUGGGCCACUCACAACCGGCAGUUUGAGGAGUCCGAGGAAUUCCAGGCCCUGCUGAAAAGGCUGCCGGAUGACAGGUUCCUGAACUCCACAGCCAUCUCCCAGUUCUGGGCCUUGGACACCAGCCUCCAGCACCGCUACCAGCAGCUGGGAGCCGGCUUGAAAACACUCUUCAAGAAGACGCACCGCAUCAUCCGCCGGCUCUUCAACCUCUGCAAACGUUGCCCUCGGCAGCCUCGCUUCCGCCUGCCCAAGGAAAGGCCCUUGUCCUACUGGUGGAACCGAAUCCAGUCCUUCCUCUACUGUGGAGAAAGCACCUUCCCCGGCACCUUCCUGGAGCAGAGCCGCAGCUGCAGCUGCCCCUACGACCAGACCUCCUGCCAGGGCCCCAUCCCAUGUGCCUUGGGCGAAGGGCCGGCCUGUGCCCACUGCGCUCGGGACAACAGCACCCGCUGUGGGAGCUGCAACCCGGGCUACGUGCUGGCCCAGGGGCUGUGCCGGCCAGAGGUGGCCGAGUCCCUGGAGAGCUUCCUGGGGCUGGAGACAGACCUGCAGGACCUGGAGCUGAAGUACCUGCUGCAGAAGUGGGACAGCCGCAUCGAGGUGCACUCCAUCUUCAUCAGCAACGACAUGCGGCUGGGCAGCUGGUUCGACCCCUCCUGGCGGAAGCGCAUGCUGCUCACCCUGAAGAGCAACAAGUACAAGCCGGGGCUGGUGCACGUGAUGCUGGCCCUGUCCCUGCAGAUCUGCCUCACCAAGAACAGCACGCUGGAGCCCGUCAUGGCCAUCUACGUUAACCCCUUUGGGGGCAGCCACUCUGAGAGCUGGUUCAUGCCCGUGAACGAGGGCCGCUUCCCGGACUGGGAAAGGACUAACGUGGACGCGGCUGCCCAGUGCCAGAACUGGACGAUCACCUUGGGGAACAGGUGGAAGACCUUCUUCGAGACAGUCCAUGUUUACCUGCGGAGCCGCAUCAAGUCCCUGGAUGACAGCUCCAACGAGACAAUCUACUACGAGCCCUUGGAGAUGACCGAUCCCUCCAAGAACUUGGGCUACAUGAAAAUCAACACCUUGCAGGUCUUCGGCUACAGCCUGCCCUUUGACCCAGACGCGAUCCGGGACUUAAUCCUGCAGCUGGAUUACCCGUACACCCAAGGCUCCCAGGACUCUGCCCUCCUGCAGCUCACAGAGCUCCGGGACCGGGUCAACCAGCUCUCUCCACCUGGCAAAGUCCGGCUGGACCUUUUCUCCUGCUUGCUCCGGCACCGGCUCAAGCUGGCCAACAAUGAGGUGGGCAGGAUCCAGUCCUCCCUGCGGGCUUUCAACUCCAAGCUGCCGAACCCCGUGGAGUAUGAGACCGGCAAACUCUGUAGCUAAUGGAGGGCCCACAGUGCUGGGCAGGGAGGGGUCCACCCAUCCGGGCCCUCAGCUUGAUGCAGCAAGGUGCCCCCUUGAGACUUUCUGCACCCAGCAGAUGGGACCUCGGGGCUUAGGCUGAAGCAGGCAGGGGAUAAAGAAACAGCCACCGCACACACGCACACACGCACACACUCACCCACGUGUGCACACACAGGCACACGCACACACACACACACUCCCUCUGGGAGGCUACAACUCAGCAGCCUCGCGUGUGUCAAGCCGGUGCUUUCUAAAGUGAAUGCGGUUCAAGGGGAGGAGCAGAGGGAGAGAUUAAGAAAAAGAACCAGCCAAACCAUGAAACACACAAAUCCUUAAAAGUGACUCUUAUCAUUCAAGGAAGCAAGAGGGGACACGAGCGGGAGGGGUGGAGCUCCCUCUCCCCCUCUGUGGAGUCACUUUUGUAUUCUUUUUAACCAGAUUUCUUAAAACAGCGAUGUCUCGUGAUUCCCCACACUGGUUCCCAGUUUUGUACUCUGCCUCCUCCGAGCCCUGGGCACGGAGCCCUCCGGAAGCCACUCCUCUGGGGACAGGAGACGCGACACCAACUGCGAACACUCAGGCCGGGCAGGCGGCCUCGCUCCCCGACUCCUGCCUCCCUCGCCCCCCGGCUUCCUCGGCUACCCCAGUUUCGGGGCCCUGGUUCGUUUCACAUCCCCUUGUGGUCCAGCCAGAGCUCCCCUCCCAACAGCCCCCGAUCUGUCCAGUUAGAGACAAUGUAUAAGGAAAUGUUCUUUUUUAAAAACAAAAACAAAAAUAUUUAUUUUGUGAUUGUUUUCCUUGUCAA
Messenger RNA from Molossus molossus (Pallas's mastiff bat), 3686 nucleotides. RefSeq names its product BMP/retinoic acid inducible neural specific 2 (gene BRINP2). The record is from RefSeq and is a predicted model, not a curated record. Bases 515 to 2860 code for a protein of 781 amino acids. NCBI's taxonomy places the organism in Eukaryota, Metazoa, Chordata, Mammalia, Chiroptera, Molossidae. Gene Ontology annotation, biological process: negative regulation of mitotic cell cycle; positive regulation of neuron differentiation. The transcript has 8 exons.